Angiostrongylus costaricensis is the source of this 579-nucleotide messenger RNA. The record is from the annotation of a GenBank genome assembly. Lineage: Eukaryota; Metazoa; Nematoda; Chromadorea; Rhabditida; Metastrongylidae.
AUGAGCAUCGAUUCAUCCGAACAACUAACAACCGGAAUCAGACGGUUACGAUUGAAGAGACCUGGAUUGAUAUGGGCUUCGGUAAUCUUCGUCGCUUACGCGUUAACACCAAACUGUGACGAAGAAGAAGUCGAAGCGUUCAAUAAGGAAUUGGAACAACAAGAAUGUCACAUUGGUACCCACGGUUUAGAUUGGAAAGAGCAGGGUGAGCGGCUGACUGAGUUUAUCAUUACGACCAAGACAAUCCAUGGUAACUCGCAAUUCCAGAAGCCCCACCCUCAGCGCUGGACAUGGGAGUCUCCCAAUGACGAUCAUCUCCUUCGUAUAGGAUUCUAUUUCUCGCAGAAAGAACAAAAAUCGAAAGUCACCAAGAAACGUCUGUCUCCGGACGCACCCAAGCUGAUACGCCAGCGUGGAAUCGCAGGAGGCACAGGCGACCGCGAACUAACGUCCGAACAUGCAAAACAAUGCGAACAGGCGACAAAUGAAGAUCUUAAGAAGAGAAAAGGAGCAGCUAUGGUCGAAACUGCAGCGGCUGAGCAAAGCAUUCGCAAAGUCCUGCGAAGCUUCGCCAGUUAA